Messenger RNA from Cavia porcellus (domestic guinea pig), 2165 nucleotides. It is a transcript of the gene Tatdn1, whose product is annotated as TatD DNase domain containing 1. Gene Ontology annotation, molecular function: 3'-5'-DNA exonuclease activity. NCBI's taxonomy places the organism in Eukaryota, Metazoa, Chordata, Mammalia, Rodentia, Caviidae. The transcript has 7 exons. Gene Ontology annotation, cellular component: cytosol. The record is from RefSeq and is a predicted model, not a curated record. The coding region runs from base 86 to 535 and encodes 149 amino acids.
GCGGCUGGGGGCGGGACUAAUACCGGAAGGGGAGCGGACCAGAGGCCACGUCCGCUUCCGCCGAGGAGGAACCUUUGGUGUCGCUAUGAGUCGCUACAAGUUCAUCGAUAUUGGUAUCAACUUGACAGAUCCUAUGUUCAGAGGAAUUUAUAGAGGGGUUCAGAAGCAUCAGGAUGACUUGCAGGAUGUAAUAGAGAGAGCCGUCCAGAUUGGUGUUAAAAAGUUCAUGAUUACAGGCGGAGAUCUGCAAGACAGUAAAGAGGCACUGCAGCUGGCGCAAACAAGAGAUAUGUUUUUCAGCACAGUUGGUUGCCAUCCUACAAGAUGUGGUGAAUUUGAAAAGAAUAACCCUGAUCUUUACUUAAAGGAGCUGCUGAGUCUUGCUGAAAACAACAAGGGCAAAGUCGUGGCCAUAGGGGAAUGUGGGCUUGAUUUUGAUCGGCUGCAGUUUUGUCCCAAAGACACUCAGCUUAAGGACACUUGUGAUUUUCUGGUGGCUACCAGCAGAGUUACUGCAGCUCUGUGCCUCUCCUGAAUACCAUGUGAUCAGCUCACUUAACCUUAAAAGUUCACAUAUUCACACUAAAAUAGAAGCUUUUUUUUUUUGACUGUUUCUUAGGUUUUUCUUCUACUUCCAUGUCUGCUUUUGGGCAGAAUGAACAUUAUGGGUCAUCAACUGUGUUAGGACAAGCAAGGCAGAUUUCUUGCCCAUAGGAAUUUUCUUCUAGAAUAUGUUAAAACUGAUUCUAAAAUGUGCACUAAUUCUUUAUACUCAGUUUGGGGGUUACAUAAAAGCACUGGUAAUAUUGAUCAUUUUAUUGUUUUAAAGAUACUUCCAUCGUGAGAUUAAGAUGGGAAUACACACACACACACACACACACACACACACACAUUAAAGAUAUAGUUUCUGCUAUAACUCACAGAAUGCCACUUGUCUAAGUGUUGAUGUGUAAUAGAUAGCUUGACUUCAGUUGAUUCAAUGGAUGAUUACUCAGUCCUCCUUCACUAUGCUGCAAAGAAAAACAAGGUCAAGGGUGUUACGUGCCACAGCACUUGAGAGGCUGAGGCAGGAGGGUCACAGGCUAGUGGAUCACCAGGCAACUUACUGGAACCCUGUGUCAGAAAAUAAAAAGAUCUGGGGGUGUAGUUCAGUGAUAGAACAUCCCUGGGGUUAAUAAAAGUAUGACAUUGGGAAUCAGCAGAUCCUCAGGUGUGAUUUAUAAUUGCCACUGAAGACCAUGUAACCCUUCAUUGUGUCCUCAUCCUUACAAUGAAGAUAAUGAUACCUGUUUUUAGCACAGUAGGUAUGAGAAGCCCAUCAUGGCUUGCCUGACACAGAAUAAGUACUCAAUAAAUUAUAGCUGUGUUACAUUGUUGUUGGUAGAAAUAUUACCAUUCUAAAGGAAAAUACCAGCUGUAAUUUUUGUUUGGGGUUUUUGAACAGUUUUAAAGAAUAAGAAACAAACAAUGGAAGCAAUGGAAGUUGUCACUUGGUUAUAGAAAGUUUAUCCUUGGAGUCAUUCCCUGUAUUUUCACUUCCUUUGCUCUGUGUUACACUCUUUCCUGCUGCAAGUUAGACUCAGUUCUCCUGGUUUGGAGGAGUUUGCUCUGGACAUUUUCUUGGGGCUUUAAAAUGUUAACACCAGGUAAAUCUUUAAAAGUCAGACAAAUCAGGAAACCCUCAAAGUGAGAGCUUGAGGCCAUGCUUGUCAUCUGGUUUGCAGUGGCAUCACUGCCUGUGCCGAGGUGGGUCAGAGUGAGUCACUGGGAUUUCGGGCUCUUCAGUCUUAUUUAGUAACAGCUGUUACUCUGAAUCUUGCCUAGUCAAACCUUUCUUCUUAGAUCUUUUUUGCCCCUAAAUUGUAGGAAGCAGUGAUACAACCUGAAAUCAAAGUGAGUAAAUCCAACUCAAGUAAAGAAAGAUACUCAUUUAUGAACUGAAAAACAAAUCCAUAAAUAAGGACAAUAGGCAGUGAUGUCUUUUAGUAGAUGUCAGUUCUGCCCUGUAACUUAGGUCAUUUCUUGUUAAACACAGCCGUUAUAGUGAUGAUGUUCUCAGUUUUUAUCUGGAGUUUUCUACUACAUGGCUUCCGAAUGAUACCCAGCUAGCUACCUUGGACUCAAAGUCUUUCCUGUCUCAAAUUACAUAAAAUUCUUUGAGCGCA